This is a messenger RNA of Pieris macdunnoughi, 309 nucleotides long. Lineage: Eukaryota; Metazoa; Arthropoda; Insecta; Lepidoptera; Pieridae. The record is from the annotation of a GenBank genome assembly.
AUGUUUUUGUCUCAAGCACAUGCGCACAUAAAAAGUCCACUGGUGGCCAAUGACCGCAGAAACUCAUUGUUAAGUGACGAAGGCGUUUCUAUUAAAUUUAGCCUGGCUAAAGCCAUGAAAUCCUCUAAGCCUUCUCUAAGAUAUUUUCCCAAUGAAGCGUCAACCAAGUUUGAAUUGCGGCGCACGUUAAUAGUAUGGAACACCGGGCUGGCGUUGUUCAGCAUAAUGGGGGCGUGCCGGACCUUCCCAGAGUUCUUUCAUGUACUCAAGAAUCAUGGGUUGUACCACUCUAUUUGUGUACCAAGGUAA